CGCUGAACCACGGGAGAAUCUCACUCCCAGUCUUUGCUUCCUGACGGGAGGGGGCGACUAGAGCUUCAGCGGGGAGAGAUGCGUUCGGGUGAGCAGAAGGGGAGCGGGCAGGCACAGGCAAUGGAGCCGUAAUGAGUUCAGUCCAGGCCCGGGGGAGAGGACGCUAUCUGCCCGGGCUUAUGGCAUCUGCCAGCAGGUAACAGUCUGGGCUGCGAACCGGGGAUUUGUGCAUUUUCCAGUAAGUGCUGGACUUCAACCCCUUGGGGGCACAUGGUGUCCUGUCUGCCUCCUCCCUGCCCAGAAGAUGACCAGACUGCUGUUGGGAGUUACUCUAGAGAGGAUAUGUAAAGCUGUUCUUCUUCUUUGUCUGGUGCACUUUGUCAUCAUCAUGAUACUCUAUUUUGAUGUAUAUGCCCAGCACUUAGACUUCUUUAAUCGGUUCAAUAUCAGGAACACUUCCAGAGCUCAUCCUUACUACAACUUCUCACGUCCCAAUGGGACUGUUCACAGUUACACUGCUGUCACUUCUGCAGGGGAUUCAUUUACACCCAGUGCCAAGUUGGAGCUCAAUUCGACAGUCACAGAGAAACCUUUGCUUCCAUGUCCUGAUGCACCUCCGGGUCUGGUUGGCCGCUUACUAAUUGAAUUUGGCUCUCUUAUGAGCAUGGAGCGAGUUCAGAGGGAGAAUCCUGAUGUGACAGAAGGUGGGAGAUACACGCCUCCUGACUGCCAGCCAAAAGAAAAGGUGGCAAUUAUCAUUCCUUUUAGACACAGAGAAAAUCACCUUAAAUACUGGCUUCAUUACCUUCACCCUAUAUUGCGACGCCAGAAAGUUGCAUAUGGAAUUUACAUCAUCAAUCAGUUUGGCGAGGACACUUUCAAUCGGGCCAAGCUAUUGAAUGUUGGUUUCUUGGAAGCAAUGAAAGAGGCAGACUAUGACUGUUUCAUUUUCAGCGAUGUGGAUCUUAUCCCUAUGGACGACAGAAAUUUAUAUCGUUGCUAUGAGCAGCCACGACAUUUUGCCAUUGCCAUGGACAAGUUUGGAUUCCGGUUGCCUUAUGCAGGCUAUUUUGGCGGGGUCUCUGGACUGAGCAAAGGCCAGUUUUUGAAGAUAAAUGGCUUUCCCAAUGAGUACUGGGGAUGGGGAGGAGAAGAUGAUGAUAUUUAUAACAGAAUAACACUCAAUGGCAUGAAAAUUUCCCGGCCUGAUAUCCGCAUUGGACGUUACCGAAUGAUCAAACAUGAGCGAGACAAGCACAAUGAGCCCAAUCCUCAAAGAUUCACAAAGAUUCAGAAUACGAAAAUGACUAUGAAGAAAGAUGGCAUCAAUUCAUUGCACUACCGUGUGAUUCACUCUGCCAAAUACCCCAUGUACACAAACAUCACAGUCGAUAUUGGGAAACCACCACCCAGACCUGCUCGAGGAUAAAGCAAUGCACUCAUUGGCGCUUCUUCAGACAGCCUAAUUCUUCCUCCUUUCAUUUUGGAAGAAGGAGAGGAAGAGGCAGUUAAAACCUUCCUUCUGCCUCCUCCAGGGUUUACGUUACCGGAUACUUGGCGAUUUGCCUGGUUUUUCUGCACAGCACAGAAGGACUGACCUAUUCUAGUAAAGAAUAAACAAACUUGGUGCUCAUGUGCGACAGUGUGCUGUACCUGCCAAUGUUCCGCAUGCUCAGAAAGGCAGAAUUUGUCUGCUACAUUUUAGUACUUCCUUGUUCUUCUUUUUCUUGAAACCUUUAAAACAACAGAUUGUUUCCCUCUCAGUUCCAGAAGAGGUAGCGACCAUACUGCCACUGUGAUGUUGACACAGAAAGUUGCAAGUAAAAUAUCAUAAUAGUAUAAUAGCAAUUCACAAAUAUUCCGUUUUCUUUAUCAACAGCACAGUGACUCUGCAUAAAUAUAUUAAUAGCCUAUCAAUGCAAGGUUACUUUUGGAUGCUGAAAUAGACACUUUUAAUCCCACCCUAAACACUUGCACUACAGGGCAACACUGAGAGCUAAAACUAAUGUAACCUUGCAUAUCUACUUUAAUAGGAUGCUGCUCAAAUUGACUGGUCUAGGGAUCCACUAUGGCAGCCAUGAGAGUACAAUGGGCAAGAUUGCUUUGCAGUUAGUUACUGUUCUGUGGAGGGGUAAGUUGCAACACUCAGAGACUUAUGCAGUGUUUGUUUGCGGUGUGCUGCAUAGUGUGAAUGUUACAAAAUACUCUUGGUAAGUUUCAUAAGUUAUAUUGUAUAGUGAGAAGGGAUAAGAAAAUGGGUUGAAUCACUUCAAUAGAUGCAACUUCUUUAACUGCUUUGCUGUAUUGAAGGUGCCUGCCUCGCAUAAUGAUAGAUUUAUUAACAAUGUUAUCAAUAUGUAAUUGUUUUCUCUUUAACUAAUUCCUUAUAGCCAACUUUUGUUGCAUAAAAGGUAAAACAGUGAUGUGAACGUUGAACUCCCAGUUGUGAGAGCUCUGAUAAAUGAGUCAUGGAACAGAACUAUGUAGCACAGGGAGAGUGGGGACACUCCUGGUAAAACUGUACUGCCUAGAAAAUGAGGGCAUAACUACUCUAGACAUAAUCCACCUACUAGAAAUCAAAUUUAUACAUACAAGACACAAUAACCUCAUUAAGAUAGGACAAUUGAAAUAACAAGAAACCAUUUAUUUCAAAUUAAAGAACAUCUAAUGCCCAAAAUUGCCAUCUUGUCUUCUGGUAGCAUAGGGUUGCUGUACAAAUUCCCUACACAAUCCUAUACAAUCCGAUACAUACAUGUCAUUGAUCUCGUCCUCAUGCCUGCUUCUUCAUUCUGCUAUGGACUUUCCCAGUUUGACACUUGGGAAUAUGAAUCAAGCACCUCUACCCACAGCCCCUUGCAAGUAAAUGGCCACCAGUUUGGUAAUGUGGACCAGGAUGGCAAAAAAGUGGGCCUUAGUUGCCCUUUAAUAUGUAGAGUACUAAAUGUUAUUUUCACAAAAGACAGAAUCCAGAGCAUAUGGCUUUCCAGUUUGUCGUGAAUUUGCCAAAUUUAGAAUUUAGUUUCUCUCUUUCUACUUUAUGCUGGAAACAUUUGGCUCUGCUUACAGCAUAGUAAAUGGAAGAACAGUAAUGUUACCGACUCUUGAUAUAGCUUUGCCUUUGCUUAAAAAACUAGAUAGGCAAAGUUGUUUGCUGCACCACAAUAAGGGAUGGGGUUGGCAAUUUAUUUGGAUAACCAAGGACUGCAUGAAAAUUCUUCUUUAAAACAAAGAUGCUGUCAUGUCAUGCAUGUGGGUCUCGUAUUGUAAUCUGGCAGGUCACUGCAACACAGGCAUUGGAACAUCAGCACAAAUAUGCUGCAAAAAACUGUUGUAUGUGAGCAUAACAUUGGCUGGAUAUUAGUGGAGAAAAGUGGUUGCAUGGACAUUCUGCCUUAUCCAAUAACAUAAUUUAGAAAAUGAACUUUGUGUGUGGCCUGGGCCCUCCAACAUAGACUGGAUGUACAGUACCUGAAGUACAGAUGGAGAGAAGGAGAUGGAGCUUUGUACACAGAAACAAUGUGGAACCAAGGAAGCAAGAGCGCACAAUGGAAUUCUUGGCUUCAUGGAUCACAGAACUUGGAAGAUGGAGGACAUGGUUACUAUCUGCAGAUUUGGGGAUUGGUGCAUUGCUGUGCAAUGCAGUGAUAGAAGAUUCUCAGAAUGUAAGGCCUGAUGCAAUUCCUUUUGUGUGCAAGGAACCCAUGCAAAAGGGUUACUGCAGCAAUUCUAGGGCCUUUUUUUAAUUUAAUUUUUCUCAACAUGUCUAAAAUGUUUCAUUGUUAACUAAUAGAUUUUGUAAACUUUACAUCAAGCACCAUGCUUAAGAGAAAUCCACAGGUUCCUAGUAUUGCUGCUUUCAGGUCUCAUAAUUGGCUACAGUGCAUAGAGGCGCCGACCUGCAAAACUGGGCCAAACACUUGUGCAGCAUUCAUCAGUGGCCCCGUUCUGCAGUCGGGCCCCGUACUGGGCCAACUUCUGUGUUUGCAGAGUUGCUCUUCUUUGUAUGUUGAGAGGAGGAUCUGUCCAUCCACUUUGGAUGUGUCUGCUUGUUAUUUGUCUUUUUUCUACAACUGUGGGAAAUGAGAUUUAAAAACGAUCUGCUGUUGCAAUCUCUGCCUUUACAGUUUUCAUAAAAUAAUUCAAGAAA
This is a messenger RNA of Xenopus laevis (African clawed frog), 4147 nucleotides long. RefSeq names its product UDP-Gal:betaGlcNAc beta 1,4- galactosyltransferase, polypeptide 2 L homeolog (gene b4galt2.L). Gene Ontology annotation, biological process: glycoprotein biosynthetic process; carbohydrate metabolic process. Bases 305 to 1429 code for a protein of 374 amino acids. Gene Ontology annotation, molecular function: N-acetyllactosamine synthase activity; galactosyltransferase activity; glycosyltransferase activity. Gene Ontology annotation, cellular component: Golgi membrane; Golgi apparatus; Golgi cisterna membrane. NCBI's taxonomy places the organism in Eukaryota, Metazoa, Chordata, Amphibia, Anura, Pipidae. The record is from RefSeq and is a predicted model, not a curated record. The transcript is spliced from 7 exons.